GGCGGCGGUCAGUUUGAUAAAGCAGCUGUUUAGUGAAUUGAUUACAGAAUUUCUUUUUUAGUUAAAGAGUCAAAAACACUUUUCAAUCUAAUUGUUGACCGUACGAAGUGUACUUGUAAAUUAGUGUUUUUCCACUACGAAUUAGCCAUAAUUAACUUAAAAAUGUUUAGCAGUGUAAAAGAAACGUUUAGCAAGCUUGUGCAGGCGCCUUUUAUUGUUGUUAGGGCUGAAGAUGAACUAGUUGACCCCCAAAGGGUUUUGAGAGAAAAAUGUGAACAGGAAAAAGAAGCGCAAGUACGAUUUGCCAAGCUUGAAGAAUGUAAUAAACGUGUCCGUUCUAAGAAAUCUACGGCUGAAACUUGUGUCGAAGAAUUAUGGGAUUUCCUAGAGGUCGUUGAUAAAUGUAUUGCAAAAGAUUUAUUUGACCAUCUCAAAUGAAAUAUGUAUGCAGUUUAACAGCCAUUUAGUUUAGGUACUUUCAUGUGGUUUACCUUUCAGUAAACUAUUAAUUCUAUUA
Messenger RNA from Sipha flava (yellow sugarcane aphid), 517 nucleotides. Its product is annotated as cytochrome b-c1 complex subunit 6, mitochondrial-like. Gene Ontology annotation, biological process: mitochondrial electron transport, ubiquinol to cytochrome c. The coding region runs from base 163 to 438 and encodes 91 amino acids. The transcript is spliced from 3 exons. The record is from RefSeq and is a predicted model, not a curated record. NCBI's taxonomy places the organism in Eukaryota, Metazoa, Arthropoda, Insecta, Hemiptera, Aphididae.